GGCAAAUGCAUACUAUGGGCUAAUGUGUCCAACCGGUACAAUGUUGUAGCUGAAACGAGCGAUUGUUUAUUGAAUUUACGACGAUGUGGGUGGCGAGACGGCUUCUGUCAUCGGUCGCUCAGAGAAGUCGGUACACGGGUCCGUCGGGUCUGUUCCGCCGCCCGAAGCACGGCUCCCUCCCCGAGCUGGAGCUGCGGUACCUGCAGUGCACAUGCUGCUGGAGGAGCCGGGUCCCCGUGGCCGGCUUCGAGACCCUGAACACCAUCAUCUCCGCCGAGCCCUGCAAGGAGGACCCCUGCAAGGAGGAAUCCAGCAGGCCCCUGGACGCCUUCUACACCUCCGAGCAGCGGGACGCCAUCCUCCAGCUGCUCAACAACGCCUCCCUGUCGGAGCUGGCCAGCGUCAAGCUCCUCAGGGGCCGCAAGUCGCUCAACAUCGUGGAGUACAGGACCACACACGGGCCCUUCCGAACCCUGGAGAGUUUGGUGAAGGUGCCGCUGCUGAAGCACAAGAGCGCCGUCACCGUCUUCAACUCCAUCCUCAACCCGGUCAAGAAGGAGAGGAAAGUGAGGAUCCAGCUGGCCAAGUUCAUCAGGCCGGAGGUGGACAGGUCCUGGCUGGAGGAUGCCAGCUCCAUAGUAUCAAUAAUAUGCGGGACUAAUAAAAUCGCCUGGGCACAUGUGGACCGUGGGAUGAUCGUACAGGAUUGGCAACAACUGGAAUGUCCCAAUUUCUUGAGGGGGACUUACAUGGCUUCUUCUUACUUGAAUGAUGUUUCUACAGUUGUGUCGCUCCUCCCGUCGGCUGACUUUUACAUUAUAGAGAAAUCCUCCAUCUCAGUGCAGAAUACGGCUCUGUUCCCCAUCAUGGCUCACAUGAGGACAGUGGAGGCCAUCCUGUUUGCUCUGCUGGAGCCUAAGCACUCGGAGCCAGAGACUAACAUUCCUCCCAGAGUGUUGAACAUGAUGCGAACCGCUGUGGGACGCCACUUUGGUCUCAUGGUGGGCGAGUCUCGGACCAGCGGCGCCCAGGCAGUGCGUCAGCUAAUGACUGAGUCUGUUACGCAGAAGCUUCCCAGGAUAAACUUUCCCCCAGAGCUGCUCCUCAAGUACAGGAACCACUUCCAGAUUGGGAGCAGAAGAGGAGGAGAGGAGCUCUGCGACGCUCUCCUUCAGGCUCUAGCGUUUUUCGAGCUGCUCAGUGAAUCUUCCAGUUAGCCGCCUCCUGGACGGAUAUAUGCUGGUGGUUGAUGGUUUUUUAAAAUAUUGAAUAUUGUACUGGUCACAGACAGUGCUGCAGUACUGGUUUCAGGAUGUUGAGCCUGAUGGUCGCUGUCCUUCUUGUUCACCUGCUCAAACUACUUUCUGUGAUGUUACCUUCUAGUGUCUUAAGGACUUUCAAUUUUUUUCUAUUAAAAAAGAAAAAUAUCCAUGUCUGCAUAAAUACUUUUUUAUUCUUUAAAAGGGUGACGCCUAAAAAUAUUU
Limanda limanda (common dab) is the source of this 1484-nucleotide messenger RNA. RefSeq names its product transcription elongation factor, mitochondrial (gene tefm). Gene Ontology annotation, molecular function: nucleic acid binding; DNA polymerase processivity factor activity. The transcript has 5 exons. NCBI's taxonomy places the organism in Eukaryota, Metazoa, Chordata, Actinopteri, Pleuronectiformes, Pleuronectidae. The record is from RefSeq and is a predicted model, not a curated record. Gene Ontology annotation, cellular component: mitochondrial nucleoid. Gene Ontology annotation, biological process: mitochondrial transcription; transcription elongation by mitochondrial RNA polymerase. The coding region runs from base 84 to 1217 and encodes 377 amino acids.